UAAUGAACGGAAAACGUGGACAGAAGCAAAAGCAGAAUGUCAAUCAUAUGGCGGAUCACUAGCGACUGUGCACACAAUGGCUCAGGUGACGUGUGCAAACCUGGCAGUGAAGGGAACUUCCGCUGUGUGGGUAGGCUUGACUGGUACAUGGACAGCUGGAAAUUGGAGUGCUUGGAAAUGGGAAGUGGCAUCGUCCACCCGUACGACGAGACUUCCCUGGUCAUCCGAGUAUACACUUCCGGUUAAAAAUUCUAGUUAUACUUAUGGGUAUUUGGAUCCAAACAAGGGCUUAGUGAACUGGAUAAACAACUUUCAAAUUUGGUUCCUCUGUCAACGAUAUGUGCCUAAAGAUAACUGGUACGUGUGCUCCAUGAGCAAAUCUCUUGGACUCAUGGAGAUACUUUACAUUUCAACACCUAAGACAUUUGAUGAGGCCACCACCGAGUGCGCAGGUAGAGGCAGCAUUCUGGCCAAUCUCCAGAGCAUAAACCAUACAGAGUGCGCAAGGUCAGUGCUUGGACCACGAAAUGGUCAAUGCAACAGUUCCUCAGGUGAUAACUGCAGGACUGCCUCGUCCGGCUGCGAAACCAAUACUUGCAAUGUGUGGGUUGCUCUACAACGACCAUCUAAAAAAUGGACAUGGGUGUUGCCUGUUCCAUCCAUACCGAGUACAAUUCCAUGGAGAAAUUCAACAACAGGAGGUAGUGGAGAGCGAAAAUGUGGUUAUUAUUCACCUGAAGAAGAGGGUUUCGGAAUCGAUUCUUGCACAAUGAAGCUAAGUUUCUACUGUCAAAGAUAUACACCAAAUGCGCCUUCCAAUAUUACUGUCAACUCCACGGAAACUGAGAUCUCGGCAAGGAUAUUGCAGCCACACAUACUUCGGGAGUGGAUAACUGGAUUCUGCUUUGCGUACGGGAAAAACAGCACAAAUUUCACGACUUCAGUCUGUGACACAAAUGUAUCCACGGUUUUCGGAAAACUAAGUUCCAACACGUUAUACCGAGUCCGAGCAUUUUACAACACUACGAUCGGAAUACACAGCAGUGUGUCUCCAGAAGUCUACAUUGGAACAUUGCCAAAAGCACCAAAACCGCCUCUGGAAAUGAGCAUCUUCAGUUCUGCGAUCACCGUGCUGCUAAGUCCGAUAGAAGUAGGCAGCCUUCCCAUACUUCAGUACUGUGCGUACGGAAAACCAGCUAUUGAUCAGAAUGGGAAUCUGCCGUCGGUGUCAGCAUGCAGCGUUUCUAAUAGAGUCACCUUAACAGGUUUGACUAUAAACACAACCUACAUCAUCAGUACGUAUAUUAGCAAUGAAUACGGAGAUAGUGAUCAGUCCAUAUCCAUUCGCAUCACCACUUUGCCUCCAGCAAAAUGGAAUGCGUGUGCUCAAACCAGCACCAGCACUUGGCAAGUCGAUUGGACUUUUCGAUAUGACCGCAAAACCUGGAAGGAUGCCAACAUAUCCUGUCGGUCUUUUGGCGGAUCACUGGCUACUGUCCAGACAAUGGCUCAGCUGACAUGUGCUAACCGGACUGCAGAAGGAACAUCCGCUACGUGGGUAGGCCUGACUGGUACAUGGAGCGCCGGAAACUGGAGUGCUUGGAAAUGGGAAGCUGCAUUGUCGCCCGUCACGGCACAACUUCCAUGGGCAUCAAAAUUUCCAAAGAAUCAGGAUGAUUGCAUAUACGGAUACUAUCAGCCAGAAAUUUUCAGAUUACGGACGUGGGACAACAACCAUACACUUCGGUACCUCUGUCAACGAUAUGUGCCAAAAGAUAACUGGUACGUGUGCUCCAUGAGCAAAUAUCUUGGACCCAUGGAGAUACUUUACAUUUCAACACCUAAGACAUUUGAUGAGGCCACCACCGAGUGCGCAGGUAGAGGCAGCAUUCUGGCCAAUCUCCAGAGCACAAACCAUACAGAGUGCGCAAGGUCAGUGCUUGGACCACGAAAUGGUCAAUGCAACAGUUCCUCAAGCGAUAACUGCAGGAAUGCCUCUUCCGGCUGCGAAUCCAAUACUUGCAAUGUGUGGGUUGCUCUACAAAGACCAUCUAAAAAUUGGACAUGGUUGUUGCCUGUUCCAUCCACACCGAGUACAAUUCCCUGGAAAAAUUCCAUAACAGGAGUAAGUGGACAGCGAAAAUGUGGUUACUUUUCACCUGAAGAAGACGGUUUCGGAAUCGAAUCUUGCACAAUGAAGCUAAGUUUCUACUGUCAAAGAUAUACACCAAAUGCGCCUUCCAAUAUAACUCUCAACUCCACGGCAACUGAGAUCUCGGCAAGGAUAUUGCAGCCACACAUACUUCGGGAGUGGAUAACUGGAUUCUGCUUUGCGUACGGGAUAAACAGCACAAAUUUUACGACUUCAGUCUGCGACACAAAUGUAUCCACGGUUUUCGGAAACCUAAGUUCCAACACGUUGUACCGAGUCCGAGCAUUUUACAACACUACGAUCGGAAUACCCAGCAGCGUCUCUCCAGAAGUCUACAUUGGAACAUUGCCAAAAGCGCCAAAUUCGUCACUCAACCUCUCCCUCUCAAGCACAACUGUGACCGCGUAUCUAGGCCGAGUAGCAGAGGGCAACCUUCCCAUACUCCAGUACUGUGUGUAUGGAAGCCCUGCUGAUGGUUCGUCUGGGAAUAUGACAUUGAAACGAACAUGCAACUCGUCGGGAACUGUCACCUUGAUUGGCUUGGCACCAGACAUGAGCUAUGAUGUCACCACCUAUGUUAGCAAUGCCUAUGGAGACAGUAAUCACUCCACCUCCACUCGUAUAACCACAUUGCGAACAGCUCAAACCACAACCUCCAGCAAUAUAUUCAGCAUGGGAACGACAAGUAAUUUGGACGAGACUAGUGAACAGAUCGACAGCGGGAUCAGUGUUGGAGGAUUUGUAGGCGGAACCGUGGCCGCAAUACUGACCGUAAUCGUGGCUGUCGCGUUGGUUGCAAACCGAAAAAGGAUCGCUCGUUGGUUCUCUUCGAAGGCCUUUAAAGACGCAAGGCACGAGGAAGCUGAUCCAAUUGAACUUCACCAGAAUGAGGGUUUAGGACGCAAUGUUGGCGGACAGCCAGAGAGGCUUCAAAAUCUCUAUCAAGAGGCUGCGUCUCCUUUAUCAAAUGUACCGGAAAAUUCCUACGCUGCAGUUGGUGCUAAUAAUAGAGACGGGAAUGCUGCAGAAGCAGAAUCUGACAUGACGGGAACAGAAUACAGCAACGUCAGUGAGGAACCGGUGACAGUGGCUCCAGCAGCGGGUGGACAGAGGCAUCCCUACGCCCAAGUUAGUCCUCGAAAAAAAGUUGUGAAAUCUGCAGAAUCGGACUCUGCCGUGCUGGGAGCAGAAGACAGCAACAGCCGCGAAGAAUUGGCGAGAGCGGCUCCAGCAGCGGGUGGACAGAGGUAUCCCUACGCCCAAGUUGGUCCUCGAAAAAAAGUCGUGAAAUCUGCAGAAUCGGACUCUGCCGUGCUGGGAGCAGAAGACAGCAACAGCCGGGAAGAAUUGGCGAGAGUGACCGCUAAUGACGAAGAAGCCAGUGACAUCACCGAACAUACUCCGCCAGUCCCUUCUAAGGCCUUGCGCAAUGCUGUGUCUGGGACCCAGCUGCCGACGGAGGUCUUGGAUAGCGCAUAUGCUGAAGUGGAACCGCUGCACCCAUCCCAAAUGCACAAGUUACAAUCCAAGACCACUAAGGACGAGGAUGCCAGUGCCAGCACCGAACAUUCUCAGCCAGUCCCUUCUAAUGCCGUGCGCAAUGCUGUGUCUGGGAUCCAACUCAGCUCGGAAUCUACUUCCAAUAGUCAACCGCCGACGGAGGUCGUGGGAAGCGCAUAUGCUGAAGUGGAUCUGCUGCAACCAUCCCAAUUGCGCAAGUUUCAAACCAAGUUGUCGCAGCCCAAUAUUGGCUCUGACAACGUGUACAACACGUUGGGUGAGUGUCUGUCACCGACUGUGGAUGAGAACAUUGACCUGAACUAUGACGUUCUGGAUCGAUCGAAGAUGAUGGCGACUUCGCUGUUGACAACUAGCCAAGUUCCAAAGGAUAAAGAAGAACGUAAGCGCACGUCAUAUGUCACCAUCAGCAAUCCUAAGUAUGAUGUUGCAGCAGAUCCCCUACCAAACACGUCGGUCGGAAACUCAGCCGAGCAUAUCUAUGAUACCGCCACCGACGAUGGCCUGGUUCCGGACAGAAAGCAGGGUUGACGCAACAUCGCCUUCGACAUGAUUUCAAAUUACUGCCACCAUUAGCAAGUUUCAAUGUCUCCCUCCCACGACCCCCCCCCCCCAUCACCCUCAAUUACUCCCUCACUUUCAAGAAUGGCGCCCACCCCGUGCAAUCAUACAAAAUUUAUAGAGCAAACAGCCUAAUCAUUGUUUUGCAUAAGUAAGGUGUUUCAGGAGGGGCAAGUCACAGGGAUUUGUUCACCCCGUAAUCAAUAUUAUUUCUCACACCAAGGAUACGAAAUAAACUAUGUUUGUUGCAGCCACCUUACAGACAUUGAAUAUCGGUCGUAUACAAACUUGGCAACAUUCACAGUUUUGUAGAUUAGUUCACAGCCUUAUCCAUUUGAAGAUUCUUAAAUUUUGACAAACUUGCGUCAGGGUGCUGUGUUACAGGAUGUUCACAGACGUUUUGCAGUAUGUCAAGCAACAGAUCAGUUUCCGAAUUUGAUCGUUACACCUGAUAGGUACUUGCCCUGAAGAUUUGUUGUAACAUCUGUCAUUUUAUGAAAUUGCUCUGUACGCUACUGAAACGCGGAUUGCCCUUCUGCUUAGCAUAUUUGUACUGCAUACAUUGGCGCUUUGUUCAAACUAUUAUGCUUUAAAAUUCUGAAGGAUGCCUCACGAGGCUUCAUUACGCACAAAAUCACUUGUUGGCAGGCAACUCGCCAGCACUCAAUCCAACCAGAUAUUCCAGCGCAUUUUGCUUUCCGUAUACGGUCUGUUGUCACAUCUUAUUAGCGUUCCGUCCCACUCAAAUGAGCAAUGCGUUAUCACACAUAAAUGCAGUCGUUGUUUGGAUGCUUCAAUUUAAUUUUAUUUACAUCCGUGUAUGCAGUCUAUAAACAAGCUUUUCGGCGCCAGCAACUAUCGCAAACGACACGAGAAACUGUUCGGUAUGCAGUA
Sycon ciliatum is the source of this 5125-nucleotide messenger RNA. RefSeq lists its product as uncharacterized. The transcript is spliced from 19 exons. The record is from RefSeq and is a predicted model, not a curated record. Gene Ontology annotation, molecular function: protein binding. Lineage: Eukaryota; Metazoa; Porifera; Calcarea; Leucosolenida; Sycettidae. The coding region runs from base 77 to 4201 and encodes 1374 amino acids.